Molecule: messenger RNA, 858 nt
Organism: Sclerotinia sclerotiorum 1980 UF-70
Lineage: Eukaryota; Fungi; Ascomycota; Leotiomycetes; Helotiales; Sclerotiniaceae
Exons: 2
Coding region: 1-858 (285 amino acids)
Source: RefSeq, a predicted model, not a curated record
AUGAAUCAACCAUGUCAACAUCUCCUCGAGUACAAUGUCAAGUCUACCGAAGUUUCAACCUAUAUCAGACCCCGUUGGCCAGCAAACCAAAAAGCACAAUUCCAUCAAUUUGCCAAACUAGCUCCUGAACUCCAAAGGAUGAUAUUCGAAGAAUCUCUCCCCGAAGGCCGCAUCAUUUCUCUUAAAGCCGUCGAAAUCCUUGUUGAAACUCCAGAUAAAUGGACUCGAGAGUGGUAUAGCACUGAGACUUUUGGUGGAAAAUACAAGAGUGCAAGGAUCGUUGUCAGUACAACUUUGCCCACACUUUUACAUGUCAAUUCUAUGGCUCGCGAAAUCGCCCAAGAGAAAUACAAACUCGAGUUCAGCCACUGUCUUCCACAUCCCGUAUACUUCAACUUUGAAAUAGACACCCUCUACAUCCAAUCCGAUCGCGCGGUUAGGCUACUCCAGGGUACUUCACAUAGGCUCAAGAGACUCCCAACCCCAUUAAGCCGUGGCCUUGAUAUUGCGAAGAUGCAAGAAAAGCUUAAGUAUCUGAUGCUUGGGGAGCCUUGUCUUUUCAAAACCACCACUGAAAUGAUUGCUCGAUUCGAAAACCUAGAGGUUUUGGAAUUAAAGGAGGGUUGUUUUCGGAAAGAGCAAAAAUUUAAGAUCUUGAAUAAUAGGUGGUAUGACAGAUGGGGUGAGGAUUUUCCCUAUGAAUGCAUAGAGUUAAGCGAUAAGGAGAUGGGUUACAAGCUUGAGGAUAUGAAGGAUGGGUACGGUGUAUACAUCAAACCUCGUCGAUCCCCUAGACUCAUGGAGCUCGAGGCUAAUAAGAAGGUUGAUAGCAACGAAGGAGAAGAUGAUGAGGCUUAG